AUGGAUGCAAAUUUAGCAGCUGUUAAAAAAGCAAUGAAAUCCGAUGUCGACUGGACCAUCGACCAAGAAUCAUUAGAAGCCGUUUACCCACAUGUUGCUUCCGAUUUAAAAAAUAGUUUUGGUUAUAUUUUUGCAGGUGUUGUCGAAAAGGUUGCAGCCAAUCUCGCUAAACGUUGUGCUGAUGAAAUGGUAUUAGAAGCGCUGUGCAAGAAACCACCUCAAAUCGUACUAUUGUUAUUAAACACAAUACCACACAAAAUGGAUAUUGGUUAUGGUCAUUCGAAAACGGUAAUUUACAAUAAUAAUAGCAACAAUAAUUACAACAAUAAUAACAAUAAUAAUAGCAACAAUAAUUACAAUAAUAAUGGCAAUAUAUCCUACAGACAACAUUAUAACACAAUCAACAAUAAUUUAGCUGAUCAAAUUCAUAUUCACCAAAACCCCCAAAAUAUAAGAUCAAACCAUCAAUCCCCACUAAGCCAAUUUGUUUCCACAUGUGCACCAUCACACCAUCAGCCAAAAUCACAAUUUUUCAACUCAAUUUCUUCUCAAAUAAUUAAUACCCCAAAUCCACCACCAAUUCUAUCUACUCCAUCAGCAAAUGUAUCAAAAACCUAUGCAUCUCCAUCUACUCCAUUACCAAUAGUAUCAAAAACCUCUGCAUCUCCAUCUGGUCCAUCACCAAUUGUAUCAAAAACCUCUGCAUCUGUCAAUAAACCAACUGAAGAUGACUUCCCAGAUUUAGGUCAAGAAAAGAAACCAAGACAACCAAGACAACAAUCCCCACCACAAGAAUUACGUAACGAUCCAUUUUUUGAAUCUGAUUCACGUAACAGCUCUGCAGGUUCAUCAUUAUCAAAAAGAAAAACAUUCAGAAAGCCAGUAUCAAGUACUAUUUCUACAAGGGAACCAACAUCAACUGGCAAUCAUCCAAUGAAGAAGAGACCAUUGGAAUUUGAUAAUGAAAUAAGUAAUGAUGAUGAAAAAAUUUUCAAAAAACAUAAACUCGAGGAUGAAGAGAGUUUAAAUGCAGUAAAACAAUUUGUUGAAAUGGAGUUAUUAAAAAAAGAAAAAGAAAGAGAAGAAAUAGAAAAAUUGGAAAGACUUAAAACAAUAGAAAGAAUACAAAAAGAAUAUAGAGAAAGGGCAGAAAUAGAAAAAGCCCAAAUUUUAGAAAGAGAAAGACAAAUUAAAGAAGGAUUAGAAAGAAUAAGAUUAGAAAGAAUCCAAUUAGAAAGAGAGCAAAUAGAAAAAUCAGAAAGAUCAACAUUACAAAGAAUUCAAAAAGAUAGAGAAAGAGCAGAAAAAAUAAGAGAAAGAGAGGAAAUAGAAAGAGCAAGACAAGAGCAAAGAAUAAGAGAAGAAGGACAAAGACAAAGGGAAGAGAGAGCAAGUGAAGAAAGAAUCCAAAGGGAUAGAGAAGAAAGAGAGAGGGAAGAAAGAGAAUAA
Messenger RNA from Dictyostelium purpureum, 1449 nucleotides. RefSeq lists its product as uncharacterized. NCBI's taxonomy places the organism in Eukaryota, Evosea, Eumycetozoa, Dictyosteliales, Dictyosteliaceae. The record is from RefSeq and is a predicted model, not a curated record. The coding region runs from base 1 to 1449 and encodes 482 amino acids. The transcript has 2 exons.